Ailuropoda melanoleuca (giant panda) is the source of this 1388-nucleotide messenger RNA. It is a transcript of the gene TCEANC, whose product is annotated as transcription elongation factor A N-terminal and central domain containing. The record is from RefSeq and is a predicted model, not a curated record. Bases 288 to 1340 code for a protein of 350 amino acids. Gene Ontology annotation, cellular component: nucleus. Lineage: Eukaryota; Metazoa; Chordata; Mammalia; Carnivora; Ursidae. The transcript is spliced from 3 exons. Gene Ontology annotation, biological process: DNA-templated transcription.
UCUCUCCGGACGCGGGGGUCUUCCGGGAUUGCCCGGCUUCUGCGCUUUUCGUUGAGCGACGCACUGGACCCUGUGCUCGGGAAAGCCCACCACGGCCCCGGAGGGGGGGGUGCCCUCGGUGCGUCCUGGGUCGGGUAGGCCCUAUCGUGCCCUCGCCCCUCGUCUCCACCUGAAGUCGCUGAGGUUUCCUCAUCUGUAAGUUGGAGACAAGCCGUAUACCUGACUCGGGGUCAUCGUGAGGAUGGAGAGGACAUGAAUGUGUGUGGCGCGUGGAGUUCACUGUAAAGAUGUCUGACAAGAAGCUGAUAGCUGCCAGAGCCUCCCUUAUGGAGCAACUGAUGUCCAAAAGGCAUUUUGAGGAUCUUGGCAAGCACCUCACCGAGCUGGAGACUCUUCAUGUGACCAAGGAGCAUCUCCAGGAAACCGCUGUGGUCAGGGUGGUGUACAGAGUCCUCAAACACUGCCCUGCGGGGGCGCUGAAAAAGAAAGCCAAGCGUUUGCUGUCAGGGUGGAAAGCUCGUUAUAAGGAUCUCCACUUCACACCAGGGGACAGCCCUGGAUCAUGCCCUGCGGGUAGAAAGGACGAAAACGGGAGACUUUCUCGUGACCCGGCUCAGGGUGAGGUAUCAGGCCGCGGCUGCAGUUCUAAUUCAUCAUCCCCCGAGGUGGCAGGAGCCGCUGAAACGCUCGGGCCUGAAAAUAGCACGAGUCAGGUGGAGCCCAGGGGGGAGCAUUUCAGGGGUGGUGACCCAAGAUCCGGUGACCAGAGAUCCAGUGAGUCGCUGGACCCCACAGUGCCUGUGAGAGCUAAAUGCACGCAGCUGCUUUAUGAAGCUUUAACGAGUCCUUGCAAAGAUCCGCCCGAGGCUGAUUUGUGGCAAAACUUGGCAAGAGAAAUUGAAGAGCACAUUUUUACCCUCCAUUCGAAGAACCUCAAAAAGUACAAAACUUGUGUUAGAAGCAAAGUUGCCAAUCUGAAGAACCCCCAGAAUUCUCACUUACAACAGAACUUGCUCUCUGGGACCACGUCUCCGAGAGAAUUUGCCGAAAUGACGGUGAUGGAAAUGGCAAGCAAGGAACUGAAGCAGUUGAGAGCCUCCUACACGGAAUCUUGCAUACAGGAGCACCACCUUCCCCAAGCCAUUGAGGGCACGCAGACCAAGAAAAUAAAAUGCAGACGCUGCGAGAAGUUCAAUUGCAAGGUCACCGUAAUCGCCAGAGGAACACUGUUCCUGCCGGGUUGGGUGCGGAGUUCAAAUCCAGACGAAGAGAUGAUGACUUAUGUGAUCUGUAACGAAUGCGGGGAGCAGUGGUACCAUAGCAAGUGGGUGUGCCUGUGACCCUAAAUAAAUGUUCUCCUAACCAAGAACCAGAGUGAUACUGUUUUU